Aspergillus pseudotamarii is the source of this 533-nucleotide messenger RNA. RefSeq lists its product as uncharacterized. Lineage: Eukaryota; Fungi; Ascomycota; Eurotiomycetes; Eurotiales; Aspergillaceae. The coding region runs from base 203 to 421 and encodes 72 amino acids. The record is from RefSeq and is a predicted model, not a curated record. The transcript has a single exon.
UCCUUCUCCACAGUAUGAAACCAUGCAAUUGUUGGUUACGGAUUGAUACUUCUUCUGUCCGUUAAGAAUACGAUCGUUGUGGAAUGGAAACAGAAUAUUCUUAAAUAGUAUAAUCAAUGGUCGCCUCGUAGAUACUGUGUUACGAUAACUACGGAGCGUUGGGUGGGAGAUCUCAAUUGAGGGUGAACAAGUACUACUGUACAUGGGUCAGUCAAUGUACAGUAAAAGUUAUUUCGUAUGGUGGAGUGGACCAUGGAAAGUUUAUUAUUAUCUUCAAUGUUUCGUACCCAUAAUACCCUGUUCUUAUUUUCCCCUUCUUAUCCUUCUCUUUGCCCCUAGGAUUCUCUACUCUAGUCACCUAAAUAACCAAAUGGAAUAUAAGUUGUUACAAACAAGACUUAGUCUUCAAAACCUCGGGUAGAGUGUGAACAUUCUUGUACUUCAUACCAGCGAAGAAUUUAGCUCCAUGCUUAGAUACCAAAGUGGCUCUCCAAAUUGGGUGUGAAUGUUUUAGGGAAAGGGGGAAUCCGACG